Messenger RNA from Myxocyprinus asiaticus (Chinese sucker), 5709 nucleotides. RefSeq names its product carbohydrate sulfotransferase 6-like. Gene Ontology annotation, molecular function: N-acetylglucosamine 6-O-sulfotransferase activity. Gene Ontology annotation, cellular component: Golgi membrane. Lineage: Eukaryota; Metazoa; Chordata; Actinopteri; Cypriniformes; Catostomidae. The transcript is spliced from 3 exons. Gene Ontology annotation, biological process: N-acetylglucosamine metabolic process; carbohydrate metabolic process; sulfur compound metabolic process. The record is from RefSeq and is a predicted model, not a curated record. The coding region runs from base 776 to 1996 and encodes 406 amino acids.
GGUGAACAGAGAGAGAGAGAUUUUUCAACAGAAAACCUCAAAACCCUCAAUUCAGACACUGUACCCGAGUGCACCAGUCCCUCCUGCAGCAAAGCACCCCCACAACAACAUGAUGCUGCCACCCCCAUGCUUCACGGUUGGGAUGGUGUUCUUCAGCUUGCAAGUCUCACCAUUUUUCCUCCAAACAUAACAAAGCUCAUUAUGGCCAAACAGUUCCAUUUUUGUUUCAUUAGACCAGAGGACAUUUCUCCAAAAAGUAAGCUAUCAUUAUGAAAGCUUUGGUUUUCCUUUCUCUUAGUUCACAUAUUUCUUUUAAAAUGCAGCUUUAUCAGACAAUACAUUUAAUUAUAUUUCCUUUUUUCUUGAACAUGGCUAAAAUAAAUUUUAGAAAGAAAAGUUUACCCAAAAAAUGAAUGCCUUUCACACAAGAACUUGCAUUGUUUUCUUUUAACAAGUGCAACUUGCAUGAGCCACUGUGAACACGCUUCUGCAAUAUAGCGCUCAUAAACACAAUGGACGUAAAUAUUUUCACUGCAAAAUGUCUUAAGAUUGGGUUGUUUCUCUCCAAAAUGUAUGCUUUCAGGAGACUUGGAACAUGACGCACAAAUUGCAAGGACUUCUUUUUUGACACUUUUGGGUCCUUUUUUAAACUUUAAAGUGAGUUACUAUCAACUGUCAUUGAAAUGAAAAGACUGACUGCAAUAUUCAUUAAAACAUUUUUUUUUUUGUGUGUGUGUUCUGCAUAAGGAAGAAAUGAAUACAGGUUUGAAAUGGCAUGAUAAGGGUGAAUAAAGUUUCCAAUAUGCUUCACUGCAGAGUGUCAAAGCCGGCGUUAUUGAGCCUCAUCCUGAUUCAGGUCGUCGCAGUGGUACUUCUGUUCGGCUGGUACAGCCGCCAGGUCUCUCAAAACAUAUCCUCAUCUGAGGGUAAAGUCCAUGUGCUGCUUCUCUCUUCCUGGAGAUCCGGCUCCUCCUUCCUGGGUCAGGUGUUUAAUCAACACCCAGAUGUGUUUUAUUUAAUGGAGCCAGGCUGGCACGUGUGGACAUCCUUAAAGCAAGCUGGUGCACGUAGCUUACGAAUGGCAGUGCGCGAUACGAUACGCAGCGUCUUCCAGUGCGACUUGUCUGUGAUGGAUUCGUACAUCCCCCAGCAACAAAACAUCUCCCAUCUCUUCAUGUGGAGUCACAGUCGCGCGCUCUGUUCUCCGCCUGCAUGUAUGCUCACACCCCGUGACGAGAUUAGCAAAGAACCGGAGUGCAAGCUGCACUGUGACUUGCACGGUUUGAAGCUUGCAGAAGCUGCGUGUCAGUCUUACAGCCACGUGGUGUUGAAAGAGGUGCGAUUCUUUGAGUUGGAAUCUUUGUACCCACUACUGAAAGACCCGAGUCUGAAUCUGCGCAUUAUUCAUCUAGUUCGCGACCCACGAGCGGUGUUUCGUUCCCGCGAGCAGUCGGCCAAAGCACUGGUCAGAGAUGCAGCCAUAGUUUUGGAGCAAGCAGACAUCCCGGAGAAAGACAGGCAGUACAGCGUCUUGCAAGAGGUUUGUCGCAGUCACGUACGCAUUUAUGAGACUGCCAUGCUUAAGCCACCGGAUUUCUUGCAUGGACGCUACAAAAUGGUGCGUUAUGAGGAUCUGGUGCGCAACACAUUGAUGGAGAUCGAAUCGAUGUACCAGUUUGUGGGUCUCGAAUUGACAGAAAACUUGCAGGAAUGGAUCUAUCGCAUCACCCACGGGAGGGGCAAGGGGACGAAGAAGGACGCAUUCAAAAUCACUUCACGAAACGCCGAGGAUGUCUCCUUGGCUUGGCGAACCACCUUACCGUACGAAAAAGUCCAGCGCAUCCAAGAUGUGUGCAAAGGAGCCAUGUCUCUGCUCGGAUAUAAGACCGUUGAUGGUGAGAAAGAGCAGAAGCUGUUGGAUUUGGAAUUGUUGGUGCCGCGAGAACACAACCAAUUUAGUUGGCUACUGCCGAAAAGCAGUACCGCUAAAGUAUAGUCAUCGGAGUGAUCAAAACCUGAGACCAAAUAAUUGAGGUGCGUUUGCGUCCAUCAGUUUCUUUCUCCUUCAGCUUAUGCUAGUGUAAAAGCUAAAUGAGGAAAGAUCAAAGAUUUAUGGACAGUCCAACAUUUGUAGUGCCCUCAGUGCACAGGAAGCAGCUGUUAAUCUGAUCAACAGAAAGUCAGAGGAAUGACUAGUUGAAAGAGAUGUGCUUCUCACACAAGGCACAAUCUAACUUCUGGAUGCAGUUUUUAAAGAAAUCAUUGUCCAAUAAUCAACUUCAACAUGUAUUUAUUGACAAUGAAAUAAUGUCUUUUUGUUUUUGUUUACAACAAAGAAAAUUGCAUCUCAAAAGUUACACUGUGGGCAAAGGGAACUAUGGGACUGGUUGUUUUUCUCUUGUUUCACGAUAAACACGUUUAAACUGUAUUUACCACUGCAGGACAUACAUGUCACUCAACUUCACACAAACUGUGACUACAUAAUGAUAAAUGUCAAUAUCCUCACAUAUAAAGUAGUUUAUUUGAGAUUAUGUUUAGAUUGUUAGUGUUAUUCAAUUUGAUGGAUGUUGUGUCAUGUUAAACAUUUGCUGUGAUUUGUCAUUGGACACUACAGAGAUUAGUCAAACAAGGGAGCUAGGAUUAGGGUUGGCCUAUUGGUUAAAGGAAUAUUCAAUAUGUUCAAUACAAGCUUUGCUCAAUCAGCAGCAUUUGUGGCAUAAUGUAGAUGUUAUUAUUGAAACAUAUUAAAAUUGUUCAUUUGUGGUCAGAGAGUUGUUUUCCCUUUACAACUUUGUCAUGGCAACAAACUUGUAAAAUGUAAUUUAACUUUACACAAGUGUUAGUAAGGCUAUACUUUUGAAACAGUGAUUAUAUUAACAUUUACAGAUUGGCCCCAUUUACUUCCACUGUAAGCACUGUAAGAAAUGAAGGGGGAAGUCGAAAUAAUUUUUUGUGGUAAUCAAUAUAUUAUGCCACAAAUGCUGCUGAUUGAGUUUAACUUGUAUUUAACCCAGAAUAUUACUUUUAUGCUUACCCUAAUUUUAAACAGUUGCUUCUGAUUUGUCAGUGCCACUGGGGACAGCAUCUAGUAAUUAAAACCGAUGAAGAGAACACAAAAUGACAAACAACAGACUUCAAUGAACUCUGACCACAACUGAACAAUAUUAAUGUAUUCAAGAGUAUUUACAAUUUCUCAAACACAAUUGUUUUUAUAUAUAAAAACGAAUAGUUCCGGCUCUAAUCAUGUUCACAUCAUGUUGGAAUUUCUGUAAUUAUGAGAUUGCAACUUGGGUAUUGUACCUCAGACCUUGGAAAUGAUUUCCUUCUAGUAACACUUGAUACCAAAAUGUCUUUGUUGAUAAUAGCAAAAUUUUUAUCACUACUUUAUUUCAUUAAUCCACCUCUAUAUGUUAUUGCAAACCAAACAAAAAAAAGCACUCCAGGUAACUAUAGCAUAACAAAAUCAAACAGAAAUAUGUUUAACCACCUUUAACUGUUGAGGCUGCUGCCAUUUUGUUUCUUUUUACAUGCGUUACAACUGUCAAGUCAGAGUGUCAAGUUAACAACUUGUAAUGAGUUUUAUGAAAAUGUAAACGCCUUCUAAAGGUUGGAAUCUCGUAAUUCUGACAUGAUGUAGAUCUAAUCGUAUGAGACACAUUAGAAGCCGUAAAAUAGCCGAUAUACACAUCCAUUGAAUUAUAUAUUAAUGUGCCAUGUUGCAACAAAGCAUUAUAUUUGGCAACCGUAAAUAGAAUAGUUAGGUUAGCUGACCACAUUACUUGGCAGAAGAAUUUUUAUUGUUAUUUAUUUAACAUUUUUUGAACAACAGUUAAACUGCCUAGUGUCAUGGCUAAGGACACCCUUUAACUAAAAUCUUUGUAUAGCAUGGUGACUUGCUUUAUUGCUUUAAUGAAAAUCAGUCUUUAUUCAUUUAUUUCUUUGAUAAAUUAUCUAGGUGGAAUAAAAACAUGUUCUAUUGAGAUAUUUCAAUAGGGUUCUAGUAUUAUAUAUAAAUUUACCCUUGAACCCAAACUGCAUAAACGAGAGUCCUCUAGUCAGUGCCAUGUUAUUUAAGGUAAUUUAACAUAGUAAACCUUUUAUGGUUUAAACUUCUGAUUGUAUAACUGUAAAUAAAAAAAAUAAAAUAUAUAUAUAUAUAUAUAUAUAUAUAUAACAUUUACUGUAAGUUAAUUAUAAGCUCUUCAAAUUAUUAAAAAUGUUCAGAAAAAAAUAAUAUUAUAUACAUCAUCAUUUCUCAUUUAUGUUUAACUCAUUUAUACAUCUCAAGCUCAACAUGGCAGUGAAAUAUUGCAAACUACACCUCAGAAAAAAGUGGCACUUAUAUUGUAGAUUACAAUUAAGAGUGUAAUAUUUUCUCGAUGUUGAUUUUUUUUUUUUUUAUUACAGCCAACCGAAAUUUUCAAAGAAACAUUCACGUGCAUCAUCCAUAAAGCAAUCAAACUAUAUGAAAAUCGACUACAGCAGGAAUGCCCUAAAGUGUUACAAUUAAAAACGUACGAAUAUGAUACAGACACGAAGUGUUUUAAUUUUGGGAAAUUUAUCCUGGUUAAGCAGUGUCUGGCUAAGAGGAGCAUCAUCACUUAUUUAGCCAUUCAUGUCAUAUGUCACUUUCACAUUUGCAGUAGUACUUUAUAUGCCAUUUACAUAAAGAAUAAGAGCUUUUAUUAUUUCAUUCUUGUGAAUCUACAUACACUCACGCUGAACCUUAUCAAAUAAGAUGUAGUUUAGGUUUAUGUAAUGUUUACGGGGAUGUGGGGUACACACACAUGCAGAAGCUGGUUUUUAAAAUUAUUUUUAGGAAUGCUGAGGUAUUGCUAUUUUGCGAGUUAUAUUUGAAUUGAAUGGAAGCAGGUAUUGAAUUAACUACAUUUUGAGUCACAUUGAUUUAUAUUUAGCACAUUACACAGUGUCCAAGAUGAGUUCAAGUGUAUAUAAAUAUGCCAAUACAAGAUUAAUAACCCCUUUAAAACACUGUUAAGAGAAUGUAGAUCUAUUAAAUUCAUGAAAACAUGGAUAAUGUGUGUUCAGAACAGAAGUCAUCACAAUCCAUUCUGUUUUGAAUAGAUCAUAGGCAUAGAUUUACACACAUUAAUCUUGGGUUUAUCAUGUUGCAUAUCAUCAUCAUAUAAUCCAAGUUUAUCACAUUUUUCCUUCAGAUUGUGUAGCCCUAGCGGUCAGUUCUAAACAUGUUUAAUCUUCAAAAAACAAACAAGCAAACAAAAUAAAAAUACAACUAUAAAAAAUAUAUAUAAUAUUAGCUAUGGUGGGCCAAAGAAAUGGGAAAUGUGACUGGGAAUGAGGAAAUAAUGUUAUUUUGCCUAUAUUACCAGACUGAUGUUCUCACAUUUUCUUAACCAACAUUUUCUAUAUUAUCCUCCUUGUAAUAUGUCCCCAAACCAAACCUAUGCCCUUGGAAUAAAUAUAUAUGAAAGAUGAUGUGCAAGUGUAUGUUGAAUGGUUGUACUGUACGUGAAGGACAGAAAUGACUGUGAUGUUAUUUUUAAUAGUGUCUGAACCCAAAGAAAAUUGUAUCCAUGGUACAUGUUUAGAGCGUCAGUAUUUAUGCUUGGAUAGAGUAAGUUGUCUAGCUUUUUAUUUUAUGAUAGUGAUUUUAAAUAUACUUUAUAUUGGUUGUUUGUGUAACAGAGUAAAACUUGAAAACUAGGAAGUUCGUCAAAAAAAAACAAA